UCGCGUUAAGACUGUAUCUUAGUUGUAUUUCCAUGGCAUUUUCUUCGAAAUCCCUUUCUACCGUCCAAAUUUCUCCUAUAUAUACAAAUCUCCACAACCCCUUUUCUUCAUCCGACAGUUUUACCAAUUCAACUUUCUUUCUUCAAUGGCUACUUCAAGAAAAUCCAAUUUCAAUGAUUUCUUGCCUCUUAUGGCUGAAAAACUUGGUGGGGAUGGUUUAAUUGGUGAGCUGUGUAAAGGGUUUCAGCUAUUGAUGGAUAGGGAUAAAGGGGUUAUCACAUUUGAGAGUCUCAAGAAGAAUUCAGCUUUUUUAGGGUUGCAAGAUUUGAGUGAUGAUGAUCUUAAGGGUAUGAUUAAAGAAGGGGAUUUUGAUGGUGAUGGAGCUCUUAAUCAGAUGGAAUUUUGUGUUUUGAUGUUCAGAUUGAGUCCUGAGUUGAUGGAGCAGUCUCAGUUUUUGUUAGAAGAAGCUCUGCAUCAAGAAUUCAACUUUUCAUUGUAACUUUACUUUUUUUAUUAUUAAAGAUUGUGACUUUUUUAGUCUUUUGUUAUACUUACACAUUGAAUAUAUAUAUAUAUAUAUAUAUAUAUAUAUAUACAGAAAGAUGGAUCUAUUGAGGAAAGACACUUGUUAGUUGUUUGCUUAUUGAGUUAUCAAAUGUAGUUUGCUGCUACUUUUGUAUUCUUCUC
This is a messenger RNA of Solanum dulcamara, 687 nucleotides long. Its product is annotated as calcium-binding protein KRP1-like. Gene Ontology annotation, molecular function: calcium ion binding. NCBI's taxonomy places the organism in Eukaryota, Viridiplantae, Streptophyta, Magnoliopsida, Solanales, Solanaceae. The record is from RefSeq and is a predicted model, not a curated record. The transcript has a single exon. Bases 146 to 499 code for a protein of 117 amino acids.